Colletotrichum chrysophilum is the source of this 2115-nucleotide messenger RNA. RefSeq names its product translation termination factor GTPase eRF3 (gene SUP35). Gene Ontology annotation, cellular component: translation release factor complex. The transcript is spliced from 3 exons. Lineage: Eukaryota; Fungi; Ascomycota; Sordariomycetes; Glomerellales; Glomerellaceae. Gene Ontology annotation, biological process: translational termination; nuclear-transcribed mRNA catabolic process, deadenylation-dependent decay; translation. Bases 1 to 2115 code for a protein of 704 amino acids. Gene Ontology annotation, molecular function: translation release factor activity; GTPase activity; GTP binding. The record is from RefSeq and is a predicted model, not a curated record.
AUGUCGAACCUCAACUCGUGGGAAGACGAUCCGGCUGCCCAGGACGACAACCUGUCGCGCCAGGCUCAGCAGCAGCUUAACCUCAACCAACACAACCCCCAGGCUGGCUCCUUCCGUCCAGGCGCAUCCUCCUUCACCCCUGGAGCUCAGUCCUUUCAGCCCGGUCAGCAGUACGGUGGCUACGCCCCUCAAUACCAGCAGUAUUAUGGUCAAGGCUACGGCGCCGGCUACCCUCAAUAUGGCGGCCAACAGGGAUACAACUCACAGUACGGACAGCAAGGCUACAGUGGCUACCAGCAACAAUAUGGCCAAGGUCAAGGAUAUCCGCAAUAUGCCCAGCAACAACAACAGCCUCAGGCUCAGGCUCAGCAGCCUGCUCCCACCAUCGCCAAGCGCCCGGCUGAUGCUCCCGCUGCCGCCGCGCCGGCACCUCAGCCGACAGUGAAGAAGGAAGGCGGUGCCAAGGUCUUGAGCAUCGGCGGCGACGCUCCUAAGCCCAAGGCCAAGGUCCUCUCUAUCGGCGGUACUGCCGCUCCUGCGAAGGAGGAGAAGAAGGAGGCUCCCAAGGAGGAGGCUAAGAAGGAUACCAACCCAGCUGCUGAGGCUGGGGCCAAGGCGACGGCGACAAAGGCUAUUGAGAAGACGGGUGCUUCGACCACUAAGUCUGGCAAGACCUCUCCCUCUCCCUCAUCUGGCCGUUCCAGCCCGUCCGGUGGUGCCAGCAAGGGUCCUGUUCGCGAGGCCGAUGCUGUCCAGAAAGAGCAGACAGCCGACGUUGACGAAGAGACUCUCAAGGAAAUCUACGGCAAGGAGCAUGUCAACAUUAUUUUCAUCGGUCACGUCGAUGCUGGAAAGUCGACCCUUGGUGGUUCAAUUCUUUAUGCUACAGGCAUGGUCGACGAGCGAACGAUGGACAAAUACAAGCGCGAGGCCAAGGAGCUUGGAAACCCUUCAUGGUACCUCUCAUGGGUCAUGGAUCUGACCAAGGAGGAACGAUCUAAGGGAAAGACCGUCGAAGUUGGCAGAGGCUUCUUCGAGACGGAGAAGCGCCGCUACAGUAUCCUGGACGCACCCGGUCACAAGACCUACGUCCCCAACAUGAUCGGUGGUGCUUCUCAGGCCGAUGUUGGUAUCCUCGUUAUUUCCGCCCGUAAGGGUGAAUACGAGACCGGUUUCGAACGAGGUGGCCAGACCAGAGAGCACGCUAUGCUUGCCAAAACCCAGGGUGUUAACAAGCUGAUUGUUGCCAUUAACAAGAUGGACGAUCCUACUGUUGAGUGGUCCGAGGAGCGCUACAAGGAGUGCACGACCAAGCUGUCCCAAUUCCUUAAGGGCACUGGCUAUAACUUGAAGACUGACGUCUACUUCCUGCCUGUGGCUGCCCAGCAAUCCAUGAACAUCAAGGACAGAAUUCCUAAGGGUGUCGCUCCUUGGUGGGAAGGACCCUCCUUGCUCGAGUACCUCGACAACAUGAAGGCUCUUGAGCGCAAGGUCAAUGCACCCUUCAUGAUGGCCGUUGCCGGAAAGUACCGAGAUCUCGGAACCAUGAUCGAGGGCAAAAUCGAGGCCGGUGUUAUCAAGAAGGGCAUGUCCCUCGUUAUGAUGCCGAACAAGCAGAGCGUGGACGUUGCCGCCGUAUACGGCGAGACCGAAGAAGAAACCCAGGUUGCGCAGUGCGGUGACCAGGUUCGUAUUCGCCUCAGGGGCAUCGAGGAAGAAGACAUUCUCCCCGGAUUCGUGCUGUGCUCGCCCAAGCGCUUGGUGCACAACGUUGCCACGUUCGAGGCUCAGAUCCGUAUCCUCGAGCUCAAGAGCAUCUUGACUGCUGGUUUCAACUGCGUACUGCACGUGCACGCUGCCAUUGAAGAAGUGACAUUCGCGGCGCUGCUUCACAAGCUCCAGAAGGGCACCAACCGAAAGAGCAAGCUGCCGCCGUCUCACGCCAAGAAGGGCGACAGCAUCAUCGCCCGCAUGCAGGUUAUCGGUGGUGCUGGAUCGGUUUGCAUUGAGAAGUUCGAGGACUACCCGCAGAUGGGUCGCUUCACCCUGAGAGACCAGGGACAAACCAUUGCCAUUGGCAAGAUCACGAAGCUGAUUACGGAUGAAACGGCUUAA